CGUACAUGCAGAUAGCGAAGUAGCGGCCCAAAGCAUAAGCUAAUCUACUCGGUUGUCACCGGCUGUCGCUGCUUGUUACUAGGUUUGCUAUUCAAGACACGUUAUUGGACCUCAUUUAUUUAAACAACCUCUCAUUAGUUACCUAGCAUCAAAGUCUUCAAAGACAUGUUAAAGUGUCUGACUGGUCUCACAAGGCACCAGGCAGCAAGCAAAUUUACCGCAAAGAAAUCUAGAUAUCAUCUGCAACUUGAAUCUCUUAUAAAAAGACCACGAGCGAAUCAUCGCUAUUCUUUUCGUCCUUCUUUUCGGCGGAACAGAGCAGAGCAUUUCUCACCACAACUUCGGAAUACCUACAAAUUCGAAGCUGCCAAUAUUCGACCCAGCUCUAUCUUACAUACAAAAUACUCAAAUAUCCUCUCUAGAGCUCACAGCUCCGCCACAUCCUGCAGCGAACGAGAUGCCGGGCCCAAUGAGUAACCUCGACAUCAUAAAGGAGGCUGAUGCUUUUCCUUACCCAGACAAGGAGCCUGACGCGUACAAGGCUCUUACCGAGACCUUAUACACGUUGGUCUGGAAGGAUGGACAGCCCCUUGGUUAUAUGCUCGAUUCUGUUGUUAAGCAGCUUCUUGCUACGCCGGAGGAGAUCCGUGGACCCAUAACCGUCGAUGAAACUCGGCGCACGGUGCGUGCUUUUGAGCUGCCAACAGAAGCCGAAAGAACUGCGCUUGUAGCUCGAUUAAUGCAGUAUUGGCGGGAAAACCAUACCUUUGAUAUACUCAGGGGAUGGAGAGACGAGUUAUGGCCUGUCUAUGGCAGUAAUGACGAAGUCUUAUACAGCGCCGAGCGCAGUGGAACGGGCCUAUUAGGAAUCAUGCGCUACGGAGUACAUAUGACAGCUUAUGUCAAGGAUGAGACAGCGAGCUACGGUAUGAAGAUUCUGGUGGCUCAACGGGCGGCUAAUAAGUCUACGUAUCCGAGCAUGUUGGACAACUCCGUAGCAGGAGGUCUUAUGACUGGUGAAGACCCGUUCGAGUGUAUAAUCCGAGAAGCGGACGAGGAAGCGGAUUUACCCGAAACUCUUAUGCGCGAGAGGGCCAAGUUUACCGGAAUGGUCACAUAUAUCUACAUCACAGACGAACGGGCAGGUGGUGAAGCUGGUCAGAUUUAUCCCGAGACCCAGUGGGUCUACGAUAUCGAGCUACCUACAGACUUUGCCCCUACGCCCAAGGACGGUGAGGUAGCGGGCUUUUACAUGUGGACGGUCGAAGAGGUACAAGAGAAACUCGCCCAAGGGAAGUUCAAGCCGAACUGCGCUCUCGUCCUGGUUGAUUUCUUCAUCCGCCACAAGAUCCUGACGCCGGAGAACGAGCCUGAUUAUGACGAGAUCGUUAAACGGUUACAUCGCAAACUACCUUUCCCAGGCCCCCACCAAGUUGGUUCAUCGAUCGCAUAAAAGCACUCCCUGAUUGCGCCUCUCUAAUUUUUUGAAUACCCCACCAGCGAUCUAAAUAUCGUCAAAGCAGCACGACUUACUACUAAAAUAGAUAGCCUUAGUUCAUGAAUUUGGCCGCAACCAGCGUCCAUUGGUAUCUCAAGCGUAGCUGUAAUAUGCUAACAUCCAUCUUCUCUGCAUUUCGGCUUUUGAAGUAUUACUCUUAUUAACUCCUGAAUCAGCCGUGGUCUCGCUAAUGGGCGA
Molecule: messenger RNA, 1696 nt
Organism: Daldinia caldariorum
Lineage: Eukaryota; Fungi; Ascomycota; Sordariomycetes; Xylariales; Hypoxylaceae
Product: NUDIX hydrolase domain-like protein
Exons: 3
Coding region: 458-1453 (331 amino acids)
Molecular function (GO): 8-oxo-dGDP phosphatase activity
Source: RefSeq, a predicted model, not a curated record